Molecule: messenger RNA, 2053 nt
Organism: Kogia breviceps (pygmy sperm whale)
Lineage: Eukaryota; Metazoa; Chordata; Mammalia; Artiodactyla; Physeteridae
Gene: UBA5
Product: ubiquitin like modifier activating enzyme 5
Biological process (GO): protein ufmylation
Cellular component (GO): cytoplasm; cytosol
Molecular function (GO): UFM1 activating enzyme activity
Source: RefSeq, a predicted model, not a curated record
AGCGGCGCGCUGAGAGCCCGCGGGAGCGGCGGAGACGGUCAGUCCGGGAGGCGCUGGGAGGGCUUCCUCAGGGUUGUGGGCUAGGGAGACCGCCGCAAGGUACCUCCUCACAUAUCCCUCGCGGACCCAGCAGGCCAACAGCGUGGGGCGGCGGCGACGUCGACGGCCGGGGCUGGGAGCGCUAGCGGCCGGGGUCCCAGUCAUGGCCGAGUCUGUGGAGCGGCUGCAGCAGCGGGUCGAGGAGCUGGAGCGGGAACUGGCCCAGGAGAGAAGUCGCCGGGCCCUGGGGGGCGGCGAUGGAGGAGGCGGUCGGGCCCGCAUCGAAAAGAUGAGCCCCGAGGUGGUGGAUUCCAACCCCUACAGCCGCCUGAUGGCAUUGAAACGAAUGGGAAUUGUAAGUGACUAUGAGAAAAUCCGUACCUUUGCUGUAGCAAUAGUAGGUGUUGGUGGAGUUGGCAGUGUGACUGCUGAAAUGCUGACAAGAUGUGGCAUUGGUAAGUUGCUACUCUUUGACUAUGACAAGGUGGAACUGGCCAAUAUGAAUAGACUUUUCUUCCAACCUCAUCAAGCAGGAUUAAGUAAAGUUGAAGCAGCAGAACAUACUUUGAGGAACAUUAAUCCUGAUGUUCUUUUUGAAGUACACAACUACAAUAUAACCACAGUAGAAAACUUUGAACAUUUCAUGAAUAGAAUAAGUAAUGGUGGAUUAGAAGAAGGAAAACCUGUUGACCUCGUUCUUAGCUGUGUGGACAAUUUUGAAGCUCGAAUGACAAUAAAUACAGCUUGUAAUGAGCUUGGACAAACAUGGAUGGAGUCUGGGGUCAGUGAAAAUGCAGUUUCAGGGCAUAUACAGCUCAUAAUUCCUGGAGAAUCUGCUUGUUUUGCGUGUGCUCCACCGCUUGUAGUUGCUGCAAAUAUUGAUGAGAAGACUCUGAAACGAGAAGGUGUUUGUGCAGCCAGUCUUCCUACCACUAUGGGAGUGGUUGCUGGGAUCUUGGUACAAAAUGUGUUAAAGUUUCUGUUAAAUUUUGGUACUGUUAGUUUUUACCUUGGAUACAAUGCAAUGCAGGAUUUUUUCCCCACUAUGUCCAUGAAGCCAAAUCCUCAGUGUGAUGACAGAAAUUGUAGGAAGCAACAGGAAGAAUAUAAGAAAAAGGUAGCAGCACUGCCCACACAGGAGGUUGUUCAAGAAGAGGAAGAAAUAAUACAUGACGACAAUGAGUGGGGUAUUGAGUUGGUAUCUGAGGUUUCAGAAGAGGAACUGAAAAAUUCUUCAGGUCCAAUUCCUGACUUACCUGAAGGAAUUACAGUGGCAUAUACAGUUCCCCAAAAGCAAGAAGAUUCUGUACCUGCGGUAACAGUGGAAGAUUCUGGUGAAAGCUUGGAAGACCUCAUGGCCAAGAUGAAGAACAUGUAAAUAAUGGACUGGCCUGUAUUUUAUUUCCCAUGUCUAAACCUGUUCCCUAGCAAUUAAAAAGAAAAUCAUUUAAAACUGAGAAAACUUAGGGCAACAUCAGUUGAUGUAUAAUCUUCACUGAAUUGUUAUACUGUUUAUAAAAAUACUGUGACUAUUGCUUGUUACUCCUCCCCUCCCCCUCUUCAACUAAAUCAGAAACUCUCCUAAAACUCAUGUUUUGUUCUAGUAAGAAAACUUCAAAGGAUUAUUGCAGGCAGUUAUAAAUCUUAUUUAUAACUUAGCCAUUGAACUGUUUUGGCCUUUUGGGAGGGGUGGGAAGAAAGGACCAAUUUGAUUUGCCUGAGGCCAUGGACAACAGAAUAGUGUGUGGUCAAAUAUAGGAAAAGGAUAAGAGGUACAACCUAUUGAUUAGAGCCAGCAGGCACCUACUCAUUGUGUUUGGAAUUGCUUUCUACAGGAAAACUGCCCACUACUACUAACUUGAGCAACAGUGAAUUUCAAAUAGUAAACCUAUAAAAUAAAAAAAUCCUUUCAAAUGUUUCCUGAUGAAACAAGCUGAAAUACAGUCAUUGGAAAAGUUUGUAAACCUCUGAAUUAUAUAUUCAAAACAAGACAGGCAAAUAAGAGGAAGCUUUC